Messenger RNA from Olea europaea var. sylvestris, 1687 nucleotides. Its product is annotated as putative wall-associated receptor kinase-like 11. Lineage: Eukaryota; Viridiplantae; Streptophyta; Magnoliopsida; Lamiales; Oleaceae. The annotation marks the transcript as partial. Gene Ontology annotation, biological process: protein phosphorylation; cell surface receptor signaling pathway. Gene Ontology annotation, cellular component: plasma membrane. Gene Ontology annotation, molecular function: ATP binding; calcium ion binding; protein serine/threonine kinase activity. The transcript has 3 exons. The record is from RefSeq and is a predicted model, not a curated record.
UGGGUGAUUGGGAAUCAAACAUGUGCUGAAGCUCAGAAAUCCAGUCUAUUUGCUUGUCAGGAAAAUAGCAUCUGUGUUGAUUCUGAUACUGGUCUUGGAGGAUAUCACUGCAACUGCUCCAAGGGAUACAAGGGAAAUCCAUAUCUCAGACCAGGUUGCCAAGACAUCAAUGAAUGCGAGAACAAUCCAUGUCAUCCAUAUGGAAUGUGCACUAAUACUCCAGGUGGUUAUAAGUGCUCUUGCCAGCGUGGUUAUUUUGGUGAUGGCAGCAAAUUUGGUUCUGGUUGCAUUGGCCAGCGUUCAAAUAAAGCAUCAGUGCUCACAGGUUUAAGCACGAGCAUCGGAUUGUUAUUACUGCUAACAGUUACCUAUUGGCUAUACAAAGUAGUGAAGAAGAGGAGGAAAUGCAAUCGUAAACAAAAAUAUUUCAAACAAAAUGGUGGUCUUUUAUUACAGCAACAAAUAUCUACUAAAGAAGGCCAUGUAGAAAAAACAAGACUUUUCACAGCUAAGGAGUUAUCGAAGGCAACCGAUCAGUUCAAUGAAAGUAGAAUACUUGGACAAGGAGGUCAAGGUACAGUUUAUAAGGGCAUGUUAUCUGAUGGGAGAACUGUUGCAAUAAAGAAGUCCAAGUUAGUAGGUGAAAAUCGACUGGAUGAGUUUAUAAAUGAGGUCGUAAUCCUUUCUCAAAUUAACCACAGAAAUGUUGUUGUGCUACUUGGAUGUUGUUUGGAGACCGAAGUUCCUUUGUUGGUUUAUGAGUUUAUUGCUAAUAGAACCCUCUUCGAUCACAUCCAUGACCCGAGUGCUGAGUUUCCUAUGACAUGGGAUAUGCGCCUAAAAAUUGCAGUAGAGGUAGCAGGAGCUCUUGCUUAUCUACAUUAUUCAACUUCCACACCCAUUUAUCACGGGGACAUCAAGUCGAGCAAUAUCCUUUUAGAUGAAAACUAUAGACCCAAAGUGUCAGAUUUUGGAAUUUCAAGGUCUAUCGCAGUAGAUAAAACUCACUUUACCACCUUAGUUAAGGGGACCUUUGGCUAUCUAGAUCCAGGAUACUUCCGGUCAAGCCAAUUUACUGAUAAGAGUGAUGUCUAUAGCUUUGGUGUUGUUCUUAUUGAGCUCUUAUCAGGACAGAAACCAAUAGUUUUAAGCGAUACAGAAGAUGAAAGAAGUUUAGCUGCAUGUUUUCUUAUGUCUAUGGAACAAAACUGCCUUCUUAAAUUUUUUGACCCUAUAAUUUUAGAGCAUGAUAAAGAUGAAGACAUUAUUGAUGUUGCUACUUUAGCAUAUAGAUGCUUGAAUUUGAAUAGGAAGAAAAGGCCAACAAUGAAAGAAGUCAGCAUGGAAUUGGAGAAUAUCAGGCUAUCUAAGGGGCAAGCGACUGUCCAAAGUAAUACGCAAGUAAUCAGCACUGAAGUUGGAUCAGUAUCGCUACUAUACCUCAACUCCACAUGGACAUCUGGUGAUCGUGAGAGCACUGUACCAUCAGAAACCAAUCCCUUGCUACAUUACACUGUUUGAUGGAACUAGCAUGCAUGUUUUAUGUUCUUGCAAUUAGGACUAAAACAAAGUUGGUUUUUAUUGUAAAAACAGUAAUAAAGUAUAUUUUUGUAACUUUUCUGUAGCAGUCAGAUACAGUAAUUCAAAAUUUGUUCCCUGAUGAAGAGAAUAGAGAAUGGGAGGAAAA